Drosophila busckii is the source of this 764-nucleotide messenger RNA. RefSeq names its product protein transport protein Sec61 subunit beta (gene Sec61beta). Gene Ontology annotation, biological process: intracellular protein transport. The record is from RefSeq and is a predicted model, not a curated record. Gene Ontology annotation, cellular component: Sec61 translocon complex. The coding region runs from base 105 to 404 and encodes 99 amino acids. NCBI's taxonomy places the organism in Eukaryota, Metazoa, Arthropoda, Insecta, Diptera, Drosophilidae. The transcript has 3 exons.
AACUGUCAAAACUAACAACGCUCUCAACAUUUUCCAGGUCAGCAAACAGCACAGUCGAUACUCAGUGCACUUACUGGUGUUAAUAAAAUUAAACAUAAAUUAAAAUGCCUGCUCCUGCUAGUUCAACCUCCGUUGGAAGCGGCUCUCGCUCGCCCAGCAAAUUGUCGGCGCCACGUAGCGCUGGUGCUGGCGGUGGCAGCACACUGAAACAACGCAAGACAACAACGACAACGGCGGCCAGGAGUCGUGCUCCAGGCGGUGCAGGCACCGGCGGAAUGUGGCGUUUCUACACAGACGAUUCCCCCGGCAUUAAAGUUGGACCCGUGCCAGUUUUGGUUAUGUCGUUGCUGUUUAUUGCAUCGGUCUUCAUGCUGCACAUCUGGGGCAAAUACAACCGCUCAUAGACAUUUUUCAUCGUAGCAAAUAAAUACUUUCACCUCAACGAACGAAACGCGACCCUAAAAUGUCGACGUCAUCAGAUUUUUUAACAAAACGACAUCUUCAACAAUAACAACAACAAAUGAACAGUCGCCGCUGCUGGCACUGUUGCUACUGCAUUCCGUUGGUUGGGGCAUUGGUGUUUUCCACUUGAAAUUAAUUAAUUGUCUAAGCUUAAGUUACCCGUCGUUAAAUCAUAAAAACUAAAUUGUAUACAUAAUUUUUUCCAAAAAGUAAGCAUUCCACAAUUUAUGGUGGACGUGUUCAUGUGCAUUAAUUCUGCGCCGUAUCCCGACGCAUUACUAAAUUUUCAAAAGUGUCAACAA